AUGAAACGUCACAAUGCGAAGGCUAUUGCAGCGGCUGUUGCUAUUGCUGCAGCAGCUGCAGCCUCCGCCGAGGGCAAAAAGAAAGCGGACACCAAGCUGACUGUCAGUAAGUCGACGCUCUACGUGGAUGUGGUCAAGAAUAUGGUCCGGCCGGAGAGCUCGCCACCGGCGACACCGCCGCCGCCGCCAAAGUUCACCAUUUUGCGUGAGGAUUUCCCAGCUCUGCCGGGCACUCAAGACGAUUUGCGUAGCAACAAUAGUGCCACCGUGCCGGAUGACUGGACGGCCAUCAUCAGUGACGAUGACGACGUUGGCAACAACAACAAUAAUAAUGAUGAUGCUGUUAAUGAUGAUGUUGAGGUGUCGCAGCCGUCGCCGUCAACACCUUCACCUCCAACACCGUCCCCACCAACGCCUUCGCCGGAUAGUGUUAGCGAGCCGGAGUCGGUGCCGGAGUCGCUGCCGGAGUCGGUACCUGAGCCGGAGUCGGGGCCUGAGUCCGAUUCGGUGCCGGAGCCGGUGUCGGUAGCUGAGGCAGUACCGGAGCCUGUGCCUGAGCCCGUGGCUGAGCUAGUGCCUGAGCCGGUGCCGAACAACAGCAACAGCAGCGGCUGCAAGACCAACUCCAACUCCAGUGAGCAUGAAACGGUGCAGCCAGAACUGCCGGCGGUGGCUCAUGUGGCCGCCACCACCGAUUUCUAUGGCAGCUCCUGCACUCCGGGGACCGAAGUGUAUCCGAAGAUAGUGAGGUACGUGAAGAGCACCAUCUUCGACACGCAGUUCCUGCUCGUGGGAAUGCGUCAGCGUGCGUGGUCGCGGCAGAGGAGUAGCAAUGCGAUGUCGAACGUUGAGCCGCCGCCUGGGUUCGAGAAUAUCAAAUUCUAUAGUCGCUUGCGCACCAAUCGCUUGGGCGUGCCGCUGGGCGGCGUGACCCUUGACGUAACGCCGCCCCAGGCGAAUAGCAGGCGCUCGGAGCGCUCGAAUGGCACAAGCAUGGAGGGCGCCUAUGGCUUGGCCGGACUGGCUAGCAACUUGGCGGCGGCACAGCAGCAUCCGCAUCUAUUUUCAGAGAUCUUCGGACAUGAGCCGGCGGGUCUGAAUGUGGAUGCGCACUGCUGUGCCUGUGAGGCGAACAAGCUGCACGCCAGUUUCGCCGGGCCGCUGCAGGGCGGUCGCUGUGCUCCGCACGAGGUGAACUACGAUAUACCGUCGUACUAUCGGCGCAAUAGCGAGGAUGAUCUGGCGCAGCCAAAGAUCGAACAGAUGGAAGUGGAGCUGCUGUUCUUCUUCUUCUACACAUAUCCGGGCGACAUGAUGCAAAUGCUGGCCGCUGCCGAGCUGGCCGAGCGCGGCUGGCGUUUCCACAUAUACGAACGUCUCUGGAUUCGACGCCAGGCCGACAAUCCCCACUACAUCGUGUGCGAUUAUCAGGAGUGCGGCGAAUACAACUACUUCAACAUGGUGCACUGGAAGAUCAUGGCUCGUCACUUCGAUCUGCUGCCCGACCAUCUGGAGCGCACCAUAACCAAGGUCGAGCUGCGCGAUCAAUACGGCUAUCAUCCGCAGAUGGGGUGAGACUACCUAACUACA
Messenger RNA from Drosophila navojoa, 1590 nucleotides. RefSeq lists its product as uncharacterized. Gene Ontology annotation, biological process: regulation of DNA-templated transcription. Gene Ontology annotation, cellular component: CCR4-NOT core complex. Lineage: Eukaryota; Metazoa; Arthropoda; Insecta; Diptera; Drosophilidae. The record is from RefSeq and is a predicted model, not a curated record.